ACGUACCUCUGAAACAUGCAAACAGCGUGUUGUCAAAGUAACUAUUUGACGACAAAUAGUUCUUUAUUAAAAGGGAAGGGAAUGGGGAGCAGAGAACCGACUAAAAUACAAAAACUAUUUCAAUUUAAAAUGAACUUAAAAUUAUGUUUGUGUGUUUGUAUUUUAUUGCUGUCAAUUUUAACUCGUACUUGUCUCGCAGAAUCGGAGGAGCAAAUUAAUUGUUCUAAAUUCAAAAACAGUUCUUGCAUUGGUUGCGUUGACCAAAAAUCAUGCUUUUGGUGCGAAUCUUCCGGAACCUGUGAAUACUAUUCCCUAGUUCCAAAGGGAUGCAGCAAAGCACAGUGGUAUGUAAAACAAUGCUCAAUAGCUGGUUUUUGGUUAAUAAUUGUUCUUCCCUGUGUAGCUGUGUUUUUGUUGGUUUCUUUAAUUUGCUGUUGUUGGUGUUGCUGCAAAAAAAGCCAAAAAUCUAUUGAUGAAAAGUUCAAACUUAAAGAAACAAAGCGUCAAAAAGAAAAAGAGCAAAGAAGAAUUUACCAUGAAACGAAAGAUAACGAACGUGAAAAAGAAAGAAACCGAAUACGAUCUAAAUAUGGAUUGUAUAAUUCAGAUGUAGCAUCAAAAGCUAACGAUCGUUCCCCAUUAUUAGAAUAACUUAUGUCGUUAAGUCUUUUGCAUAUAGUUUGAUUUAUAGCUUCCAGUUAAUUAUCUACGACACCAAUAUGAUCUUUUGUUAAA
Molecule: messenger RNA, 735 nt
Organism: Hydra vulgaris (swiftwater hydra)
Lineage: Eukaryota; Metazoa; Cnidaria; Hydrozoa; Anthoathecata; Hydridae
Product: pituitary tumor-transforming gene 1 protein-interacting protein
Biological process (GO): protein import into nucleus
Cellular component (GO): cytoplasm; nucleus
Source: RefSeq, a predicted model, not a curated record